AUGUCCACCAACCCCGAGACCAACGGUGAGGACAUCAGUAGUGCCGAUGCCCAUUUCAUCAUUGAAUGCCUCAAGAAUCUCAACGAAUCUAAGCAGGUCGACAUCGGUAAAGUUGCCACUGCCUUUAAGUACAGCAAUGUGCUCUCAGCCCGCAACCGUCUUCGCACCCUGAGCAAGCGCUAUGGAUUCCCCAACCUGGAGUGCAAGUUCUCCUCUACCCCUACAAAGGCCAACAAAGCUGGUGCUAUUGCCGACGCUGCCAAAGAUGGUACUGCGGGCGAUGAGGAAGCGUCUUCUUCCGGCGAGACUGUCCAGCCCUCUCCUUCCAAGCGGGCUCGCAAGCCUGCUGGACGCAAGGGAGCCAAGGUCAACUCAAAGCCGAUUCCCGCCACUGGUCCGGUGAGCACCGAUGGCUCUACCUCUCCUUCGACGAAGCCUGCCGGAAAGCGCGGUCCAAGAGGCAAGGGCAAGCUGGCCGUCGCCCAGGAGGCCGCCGUCAUGGAGUCCGUCGAGGUUCCAGUCAAGAAGGACAACGGAGACGUGAAGAUGGAGGGUGGUGAAACUGUCAAAGCGGAAGCUUAA
Molecule: messenger RNA, 582 nt
Organism: Aspergillus lentulus
Lineage: Eukaryota; Fungi; Ascomycota; Eurotiomycetes; Eurotiales; Aspergillaceae
Source: RefSeq, a predicted model, not a curated record